Molecule: messenger RNA, 948 nt
Organism: Exophiala spinifera
Lineage: Eukaryota; Fungi; Ascomycota; Eurotiomycetes; Chaetothyriales; Herpotrichiellaceae
Product: 60S acidic ribosomal protein P0
Exons: 4
Coding region: 1-948 (315 amino acids)
Biological process (GO): cytoplasmic translation; ribosome biogenesis; ribosomal large subunit assembly
Cellular component (GO): cytosolic large ribosomal subunit
Molecular function (GO): structural constituent of ribosome; large ribosomal subunit rRNA binding
Source: RefSeq, a predicted model, not a curated record
AUGGGGGGCAAAACUGGAACCAAGGCUGUCUACUUCGACAAGCUCAAGGGCUUGCUCGACGAGUACAAGUCCAUCUUCAUUGUCAGCGUCGACAAUGUCUCAUCCCAGCAGAUGCACGAAAUCCGUCAGUCCCUCCGAGGCGAAGCUGUGGUUUUGAUGGGCAAGAACACCAUGGUGCGACGUGCGCUCAAGGGAUUCAUCACCGAGAACCCUGAGUACGAACGUCUUUUGCCACAUGUCAAAGGAAACGUUGGAUUCAUUUUCACCAACGGUGACUUGAAGGCCACUCGUGACAAGAUCCUUUCCAACCGUGUUGCCGCCCCUGCCCGUGCAGGUGCCGUAGCUCCUGGCGACGUCUACGUCCCUGCUGGAAACACUGGUAUGGAGCCUGGCAAGACCUCUUUCUUCCAGGCCCUCGGUGUCCCUACCAAGAUUGCUCGUGGUACCAUUGAAAUCACCACCGAUCUCAAGUUGGUCGAAGCUGGCGCAAAAGUUGGUGCUUCAGAAGCCACGCUUCUCAACAUGUUGAACAUCUCUCCUUUCACAUACGGCAUGAAGGUGCAACAGGUGUACGAGGAGGGACAGACUUUCUCCCCAGAGGUCUUGGACAUCGAGGAAGCUCAGUUGCUCAAGGUGCUAUCCUCCGCAAUCGCAACCAUCACCACCAUUUCUCUUGCUGCCAACUACCCGACUCUUCCAUCUGUCGUUCACAGCUUGGUCAAUGGCUACAAGAACCUCAUCUCGGUUGCUCUUGAGGUGGACUACAGCUGGGAGUCUAUCGAAGAGCUCAAGGACCGCAUUGCCAACCCUGACAAGUACGCUUCCGCUGCACCAGCAGCAGCAGCGGCUUCGUCUGACGCUGCCGCUCCUGCUGCUGCCAAGGAAGAAGAGAAGGAAGAGGAGAAGGAAGAAAGUGAAGAUGAAGGCUUCGGCGGUCUCUUCGAUUAG